Messenger RNA from Perca flavescens (yellow perch), 1056 nucleotides. RefSeq names its product peptidase inhibitor 16-like. The record is from RefSeq and is a predicted model, not a curated record. Gene Ontology annotation, cellular component: extracellular region. NCBI's taxonomy places the organism in Eukaryota, Metazoa, Chordata, Actinopteri, Perciformes, Percidae.
GAGUGAGGAGCAGGAGGAGCUGCUGGUGGAGCUGCAUAACCAUUACAGAGGACAGGUUUCUCCCAGUGCCUCCGCCAUGCUGCCUCUGAGAUGGGACCCCAGUCUGAAACUGUUAGCCGAGGGCUACGCUGCUAAAUGUGUGUGGAACCACAACCCAGACCUGGAGGACACCGGGGAGAACCUGUUCGCUGGGACCGCCCGCUGGACCUCCGGGAGGCGCUGGAGAAAUGGUUCCUGGAACAUCUGGACUAUGACUUCCAGAACAACAGCUGUGAUGAAGACAAGAUGUGCGGACAUUACACACAGAUGGUGUGGGCAGAUACUCACCGAGUGGGCUGUGCGUUCCAUAUCUGUAACAACAUGGAGGGCCAAUGGGAGAGAAUCUCCUUCCUCGUGUGCAACUACUACCCAGCAGGGAACUUUGAGGACGAGCGGCCAUUUGUUGAAGGAGACUGGUGCUCCAGAUGUCCUGAAAACCUGCAGAAGUGUGAAAACAACCUGUGUGUUGCUGACACAGAGGAGGAAGAGGAGGAUGAAGAUGAAGAGGGGACAGGUGCUCCUUCAUACCCCUCCUUCCAGCCUGAAGAGGAAGAAGAAGAAACAAUAUCUGACUCUUAUAUGUCCACCACCACCAGUACUACCAAUACUCCCAGUACUACCAGUACUACCAAUACUCCCAGUACUACCAGUACUACCAAUACUCCCAGUACUACCAGUACUACCAAUACUCCCAGUACUACCAGUACUCCCAGUACUCCCAGUACUCCCAGUACAACCGGUACCUCGUCCUCCCCACGGGACUCUGAGGACACGCCACAGCCGGGAACCCUCGCUCCGGACGUCCCGUCACCCCCUGGGUACAGAGGAGACGAGGGAGGAGGAGAAGGAGGAGACGGGAAAAGCUUUAACGCAAUGGACCUGCAGCCCACCGACUGCUGUUUACACCGCGGCAUCAUGGGAGCUGGAGUCUCCUCUGCAGCAGCAGCAGCAGCAGCAGCGCAGGGAAGACAGCUGAUUGGCCGAGGGUUUUAUUAUCACAGAUGUUUGGAGAUGUGA